AUGAUCGAGAAAGAGAGAGAAGAUUUAAGUAACAGAAUUGAAGAAAUUUCUCAGCAGUACGAACAAGCGUUGAAUCAAAUUAACAAGUUGACACUGGAGAAGGAAAAAGUGCAAAAUUCGGAAUUUGAAAAGGGAGAGAAUAUCAACAAACUCGAAGAGAUGAACUUACAAAUCCAACAAGAUAACAAUGAACUUGAAAACGAAUUGAACACUCUCAAGACCACCAUCGAAGAGUUACAACAAGAAAGAGACGCAUUUCGAAACAAAUGUGAGACAACAGAAUCGCAGCUAAAACAAAUGCUGGCGUUUCAGAGACAAAAUCAAACGUUGGUGGCUGAAAAUCAACGUUUAACGACACACGCACAAAGCUGUGAGUCUCAACUUAAAAUUAAACUUCAAGAAUAUGAAGAGAUUAGCAAAGUUCAAGACGAACUGUUACGAGCCAUUGCUGAAGAAAAGAAAAAAGUGGCUGAAUUAACAAAAAGCUCUUCUGGCGAUUUACAAUCCAAAGAAAAGCUUGCAAAGGAGAACGAGAGACUUGAGUUGCUAGUGGAUAAACUGUCAUCAGACUAUAAGCAAAAACAACUUGAAAAUAUUGAGGAGCGAAAUCAAUUAUUAUCUCAAUUUGAAAAUAAGGAAACUCAAUUAUUCGAAGAAAAUCAAAGAUUGAAAAGGGAGCUCGAGGAUCUUACUUUGAGGAUGUCACAAGAGCAAAAAAUGAAUCAGGCUACCCAACAAAGUCAGCAGCAACGUAUCACUCAGCUCACAGAACAGUUGAAGGAGCAAACUGAAAGUCUUAAGCAAACCAUCAAUGAAAAUAACAAUGAGGCAGCUCAAAACAAGCUGAAACACUCACAACAACUGACCAAGCUUAAAAAGGAGCUACACUCCAGCUUUGAAAUGAUCAAACUUCUUCGAGAUGCCAACAAAAAGAUGGAAGAAAAUUUUACCAAUCAGCAAAAGAUUAUUUCGUCCAUGGAGCUCCAACUCGAAACGUCUCAAGCUCAAAACAAGGAUUUAAAAGAACAACUAGAAAUACUCAAGGUCAAACUUCCUAAAUUGUUAAAAGCAGGUCUCUCUACAAAGCAAUAA
This is a messenger RNA of Naegleria lovaniensis, 1092 nucleotides long. RefSeq lists its product as uncharacterized. The coding region runs from base 1 to 1092 and encodes 363 amino acids. The transcript has a single exon. The record is from RefSeq and is a predicted model, not a curated record. NCBI's taxonomy places the organism in Eukaryota, Heterolobosea, Eutetramitea, Acrasida, Naegleriidae.